Messenger RNA from Meloidogyne enterolobii, 1943 nucleotides. The record is from the annotation of a GenBank genome assembly. Lineage: Eukaryota; Metazoa; Nematoda; Chromadorea; Rhabditida; Meloidogynidae.
UUUUGUUUCAGUUUUUUGCUUCAAUUUUUUUAUUAUUUUUUUUUAUUUUGUGCUGAUCGAUUAUUUAGAAGUAUUUUGUUUAUUCUUUUCCUAUUUUGCUUCAUGUUUUUUACAAUUUGCUUCAGGUUUUAUUUUUUGCUUCAACUUACACGUUUUGUUUUCAAUAAUUUUUUUCUUCAUUUUUUAUUUAAAUCAAGUCGUUCUUGUUUCAGUUUUUAAUUUAAUUUUCGUGUUGUAUUUAUUGAUUAUUUAGAAGUAUUUUGUUUAUUCUUCCUCUAUUUUGCUUCACUUUUUUAAUUUUUAAUUGUAAUUUUGCUUCAAGUUUUGACAAUUUGCUUUAGGCUUUAUUUCUUGCUUCAUGCUACACUGUUUUAUUUUUAAUAAUUUUUUGCUUCAUUUUUUAUUCAUUUUUUACUUUAUUUUUAGGUCUGUUUAAAUUUUUAGGCUUGCUUCUGUUUUUAUUUUCUAGUUGCUUCAUUUUCUAUGAUUGCUUCAAUGUUUAUUUUUGCUUCAGUUUAAUCAUAUUUCAGUUAUUAUUUUUCUGCUUUAUGUUCAUUUUUUAAUAGUUGUGUUGCUUCAUUUUUAAUUUUUUGCUUCGAUUUUGUUAGGUUUGCUUCAUUUUAUUUUUGAUCUGUCUUACCCAUAUUAUUUUCUCAUUUUUUGCUUCACUUUUUUCUUCACUUCAAACAUCUCUUAAUUUUUAUUUUUAUUUUCAGAUAAUUAAUAAAUGGCCUAUAACUAAAUUUACUUAAAUUACUUAAAUCUACACUUAGAAUCUUCAUUUUAAUUUAAUUUUAAUUUUAAUUUAAUUUCUUCAAUCCAACUACUGCCACCAUUUUUAAAAUUUAAAUAAUAUGCAUCAACACCACCAAUCUCUCCCAACUUGUUCAAAUACCUUUUUACGUCGUGUGGAAGACAUGGAACACAUUUUGCGUGAACGAAUAGCCUUAUUACCUGGUGUUCGUGAUCGUGACAAUUCUCCAAUAAUUUUUUGUCCAGCUAGAGAUGUAAAUUCGAAUAUUGAACAUGUUAGGAAUUUAUUGCUGUAUUUGUAUGAUGUUACUGCUGAUGACGCUAAAUCUAGAGGUUUUGUAAUUGUUUUGGAUAUGAGAAGAGGAACAUCUUGGGAUGUUGUAAAACCUAUUUUAAAAUCUCUUCAGGAAUAUUUUCCAGCCAAAAUCAAUUGUGUUUAUAUAAUAAAACCAGAAAAAUUUCUCGACAAAUAUAAAAUAUCCACAGCAAAAUAUACAAAAUUUGAACUUCAAAUGGUCUCUCCUGAUGCCUUAACCAAAUAUAUUGAUUAUAGCCAAAUACCUAAAGAAUUUGGAGGUUCUUUUAAAUUUGAUUAUGAUGAGUGGAUUGAAAUUAGAAGGGAAAUUGAACGUAUAGUCCACAGAAUCUCAGAAAUACUCAAAAAUCUCGACCGCAUCUCCUUCGAAAUGUCAAGUGCCGAAAUGCCAAUAGAUGCAAUAUCAGCCCAAAAAUCAGUUCAAACACAUUCCAAUUUGUACCCAAUUUUAACAUCUGCACCAAUAGAAGAAUUUGAAAAACAAAUUUUUUCAAUAAAAGAAAGGCUAAUGUAUGAAAAAAAUGGUGGUGGAAUGAAGAAUGGAUUAGUUGUUUGUACCCAGCCAAAUCCUGAUUUAAUUGCUGUCUUUCCUAAUCUUUUACAAUUGCUCAAAACUUUGGUUAAAACAAGAAACGAAGUGCUUUAUGAUUGGGAAACAAGAAAAACUGAAUUAGAUCAAUAUUCUCAAUUAAAAUUAUUUGAACAGGAUGCUGAAAAUCUUUCUCAAUGGAUUUGUAAACAUUUUAAUAGCCUUACACACCGUUUUGUUUUAAUUGGAGAAAAUGAACUCGAAACAAAUAGAUUAUUAAAAGAACACUUGGAUUUUGCUGAAUCUGUUAAAGUAAGGAAAAAUUUUUUUUGGAUUUAUUUUUAA